Messenger RNA from Debaryomyces hansenii CBS767, 870 nucleotides. RefSeq names its product Sps20p (gene SPS20). Bases 1 to 870 code for a protein of 289 amino acids. The record is from RefSeq and is a predicted model, not a curated record. NCBI's taxonomy places the organism in Eukaryota, Fungi, Ascomycota, Pichiomycetes, Serinales, Debaryomycetaceae. Gene Ontology annotation, molecular function: 2,4-dienoyl-CoA reductase (NADPH) activity. The transcript has a single exon. Gene Ontology annotation, biological process: fatty acid catabolic process.
AUGACUUCAUUAGAUAAAUCAUUCGUAGAAAACAGUGCUUGGAAAGCAGAUCUUUUCAAAGGAAAAGUGAUAUUCGUCACUGGAGGAGCUGGUACAAUUUGUCGUGUACAAACCGAAGCUAUGGUAUUAUUAGGUGCUAAUGCUGCUAUUAUAGGUAGAAACCCAGAUAAGACAACCAAAGCUGCUAAGGAGAUCGAGCAAUUGAGACCAGGGUCCAAGGUUUUAGGCAUCGGUAAUGUUGAUGUUAGAGAUAUCAACAGUAUCGUAGGUGCAGUCGAGAAGACCGUCAAUGAAUUGGGUAGAAUUGAUUUUGUCAUUGCCGGAGCAGCAGGGAAUUUCAUUGCAGAUUUCAACCAUUUGUCAUCCAAUGCGUUCAAGUCAGUUAUAUCUAUUGACUUAUUGGGAUCGUUUAAUACUGCCAAGGCCUGUUUUGAUCAGUUAAGAAAAAACAAGGGGUCAAUCAUCUUCGUCAGUGCCACUUUACAUUACUACGGUGUGCCUUUCCAAUCGCAUGUGGGAGCAGCUAAGGCGGGGGUUGAUGCUUUGUCCAAUGCGUUGGCUGUUGAACUAGGCCCACUUGGUAUUCGUUCUAACUGUAUUGCCCCAGGUCUUAUCGAUGGUACCGAAGGUUUCGCUAGAUUAGCUCCCCCAGGUGGUGCUCCUUUAGAGGACAAAAUUCCGUUACAAAGAUUAGGAACUGCUAGAGAUAUUGCAGAAUCAACGGUAUACUUGUUCUCUCCUGCGGCAAGUUAUGUAACAGGAACUAUACAAGUCGUAGAUGGUGCGGCAUGGCAUAUUGGUCUGUACAUGGGUGAUUUAUACCCAAGUGUUGUCAAGCAACAAAAUGGUGAUCCAAACUCAAAGUUGUGA